Messenger RNA from Alnus glutinosa, 1149 nucleotides. RefSeq names its product protein trichome berefringence-like 7. The transcript has 3 exons. Gene Ontology annotation, molecular function: O-acetyltransferase activity. The record is from RefSeq and is a predicted model, not a curated record. The coding region runs from base 1 to 1149 and encodes 382 amino acids. Lineage: Eukaryota; Viridiplantae; Streptophyta; Magnoliopsida; Fagales; Betulaceae. Gene Ontology annotation, cellular component: Golgi apparatus.
AUGAUCAGUAAGUUCAGGUUCAAUGGGCCUAUUGCAUUUGCCUCAUUGAUAUACUUUCUUUUCGCCAUGGCAUUGGGAUAUUUGUGUUUGUUUCACAGUCUUCGCCCGGGCAUUCAUAGUCCUGAGAUUCCCAAGUCCGACGGGUCUAAUGGCACAUGCAAUGUCUUUGAAGGAAGCUGGAUGUAUGAUGAAAGUUACCCUUUAUACGAUGCCUCAGAGUGUCCAUUUGCAGAACCUGGAUGGAAUUGCUGGGCUAACGGGCGGAAAGAUAAAGGCUACGCAAAAUACAGGUGGAAGCCGAAGAGCUGUGACCUUCCAAGGUUCAACGCACGUGCAAUUCUCGAAAUGUUUCGGGGGAAAAGAAUUGUUUUUGUGGGUGAUUCAUUGGGCAGAGCACAGUGGGAGUCUUUUGUAUGUUUGCUCAUGACAGGAGUGGAUGAUAAGAAGAGUGUGUAUGAAGUGAAUGGGCACAAGAUCACCAAAACGAUCAGGUUUCUAGGCGUGCGGUUCAGCUCCUUCAAUCUUAGUGUCGACUUUUAUCGAUCGGUUUUCCUGGUGCAGUAUGGUUCCGUGCCAAGGCAUUCACCUAUGUGGGUGAAGAGAACGCUUAGACUCGAUGAGUUGGAUGAUAUUAGCCACGAGUGGGUUGACUCUGAUAUUCUCAUCUUCAAUUCAGGGGGCUGGUGGACAAAGAGUAGGCUAUUUCGUGAAAUGGGCUGCUAUUUUCAGGUAGGUAAUACAUUGGACGUCGGGAUGGAAGUCACUGCAGGCUACAGAAGAGCAUUAGACACAUGGGCAUCUUGGGCUGAGACUGCAAUCAACACAUCCAGGACAAGAGUAUUCUUCAAGACUUUUGAAGCCGGCCAUUGGAGUGGUGAAAAUUGGAGUUCUUGCAAAGUGACUCGACGACCUUCGUUAGCAAGCGAGGGUAGAGACCGAAACGAGGUUUCAGACAUCAUGAUCCAAGUUGUGAAGAAAAUGAGGAUUCCUGUUACAAUUCUUCAUGUUACCUCAAUGUCUGCAUUCCGUAGUGAUGGACAUGUGGGCAGGUGGAGUGACAACCCAUCCGUACCUGAUUGUAGCCAUUGGUGUCUACCAGGUGUACCUGAAACAUGGAAUCAGCUUCUCUUCUCAUUUCUCCUGCCCUAG